UAAACCUUGUAUGCUUCAAACAUGUAACUCGCAUCUUAGUUUAGUUUUAAUUUCAAGUGUUACUUGAUUGUUUAAAGGCAAACCGUAGAUUGUAUUUCUCAUUUUUUUUCAUACUUGGUUAAGGUGUCUUGGUUUUGUUUGGCUGAAUUUUUUUCAUUUUUUGGGUUGGUGAAUGUUAUGGGGUUGAAUGCAUAGGGUGCACUUUUUUCUGAUUAUUAAAUUAUUUGGAUCACUCGGCCUUGGGGAUUUUAGAUGAAGUGAGGCAUAUCAUUGUGAGAUGCAAUGUUGUAUUGUACAAUUCUUCCUCACAUGUUUUCUGUGCCUGUGUUUAAUGGUGGCUUCUUCCAUGCAGUCUUUCUUUUAACUUAUUGUAUAGCAUGUAGUGGGUUUUGGCUUUCAACCAGUUGACUGCCGAUUUGUUAUCCCUGGGAUGGAGAGCCUUGGCCAGCAGUGGUGACCUUACAUUUCAGUGUUCAUUGUUGACUGUGGAGGUGUGUUUUCGUGUUUGUGUGCUUUUUGCCAAGGUUUGACAACGUCUUUGUAAGGAACAAAAAGGAGAAGUGGUUAAAAAAAAUAUAUAUAAAGUCGUCUGACCACCAUAUUAAAACAUGUAGAAUCUUGCCGGUAUUGAUACGAACUGGACAGAAGUGGAGUCUUGUCUUCAAAAGUCAGAUUAAAAAUUGUUUCUAUGCUGAUGUACUGGAGUUCGCGAUGGAACGUAUCUGGACUUCGAGAGACAAGAGUGGGUCCAGUGUUUUCGAGUUCGUAUAUUUCUACUCUUUUGGUAGGCCUUGCGCUACAAGAUGCUGCUAACAGUUUACCAGCUUUCGACGUUGUGAUUUGUUCUAGGAUGCAUCAGGUGGAUUCCGUACCUUAUGUGCUGAGUUGGUGGGUUUGCCGUUCGUCGUGUUGGAAAUGUGGCAUUCGAGUGGCGCUGUGCCGCUGUUCUAGCAUUGAUCUGCUGUGGCGAUUAUCUGCAGACGUUUCCUUAUGGGUCUGGUGUCACGUUCACCGUAGGCUCGCAACGGCGUGUGGAGGUCUUAUCGAACUGUAUGUUUCCAGGCUUCAGGUGUUUUGCUGGGAGAGGGGGAUGUUGAUUCAGUUAUUCGGCGUGUGCGGGGUGCGGCUAUUACUUCAUACCGUGCAGUUUCCCUUGCUGUUGUCGUGGUUUGCUGUGGCAAAUUGCUGUCGGCAUAUCGUCAUGGCGCCAUCUUGGGAUCGAAUCGGUUGAAGAUCCAGCUAUGGAGCCGUUGGUUUGCGUCCUAGAUGGCCUUUCUUUCCCCCGGUUCUGUUCGACUAGUUGCUAACAUCCAAUCGUGUUACCGCUCCUUUCUAGUAAGCACUUUUGUUCUUUAUUUUAAAACAAUGAUUUCUAUGGUCACGCUAGUAUAAUCGACGGGAUUAGGUAUCUCAUUUAGCGGUUCUUGCUCUUUAAGCUGGGGCUACGACUUGUUCUUUUCCGGAAUGAUGAAUUGGUCAUUGGUACGUGUUUAUGAUCAAAUGAUUUUAUUAUUUUCUCUUGUUUUUGUUUUUUUUGUUUUGGGCUGUGGAGUUUCUAAUUUUUUAUUUUUAAAUGGCAGGUCAUUUGUUUCAUCGCCGUAAAUGCCUUGUGUUCUAGGUAUGUAUUUUUCAAUCAUUUUUCUGUCUUGUGUGUUAAGGAUGAAAAAUCUAAACAUCAGAGCAUUGGGAUAUGAAUCACAAUGAUUUUUGUUAUUUCUGACAUUGUACAGGAGGUAGUGUUUGUUCGUUUCUUGAAACAAAUUGUAAAUUUCGGUUUUCUUAAGAAUUGCGACGUGGGGCCGUCGAUGGAUAUGUAAUCGGGAUUUCACUGAUGCAGUUGCUGUGGAAAUUGGUUACGUACAACAUUCUUGGUAUGCUGCUUGGCGUGGGUGUCAUUCAAUUCGGGAAUUGUCUGGAUUAAGGCGGACGAACUGGUUUAUGAUCAGCUUGAAUUUUUGUUUUGCGACAUUGAAUUUUUUACCGUUUGCAUCAAUAUGUUCUAGUGUGUAAAAUUUGAAUACAUAUUUAGUUAUUUGAG
Daphnia magna is the source of this 2038-nucleotide messenger RNA. RefSeq lists its product as uncharacterized. The transcript is spliced from 9 exons. The coding region runs from base 689 to 1231 and encodes 180 amino acids. The record is from RefSeq and is a predicted model, not a curated record. Lineage: Eukaryota; Metazoa; Arthropoda; Branchiopoda; Diplostraca; Daphniidae.